This is a messenger RNA of Rhododendron vialii, 2544 nucleotides long. Its product is annotated as MICOS complex subunit MIC60, mitochondrial. Gene Ontology annotation, cellular component: MICOS complex. Gene Ontology annotation, biological process: cristae formation. The record is from RefSeq and is a predicted model, not a curated record. The transcript has 12 exons. NCBI's taxonomy places the organism in Eukaryota, Viridiplantae, Streptophyta, Magnoliopsida, Ericales, Ericaceae. The coding region runs from base 423 to 2327 and encodes 634 amino acids.
GUAAUUGGAAAGAUUGAUAGCAAAGGAAAGAGAAGUGGGUUUGCAGGAACAUGAGACAAAUCAAGUCGUCGAACAGAGAGAGAGAAAGAGAGUUAAGGGUAUUUCUGGAAGACUAGAUGAAAAUUUGUAAAGUUUCGUGGCAUUAAAGGAAAUGGUCGUGGCAUUAGCAGUGGCCUACAAUAAAAUGUUUUUUUUUUUUGAAAGAGGCCUACAAUACGUAAAAUGUAAUGUGGGGAAAUUCACAAGGUUCUCCCUCGAUCGCCGUAGCUUCAGGGCUCGGGCAGUAAAAGCCUCGAUUUAUCGGCAAAACUCUCUCUCUCUCUCUCUCUCCCCUCAACCCUUUCACGAAGCAACAACACCAGAGAAUCACUCCCUCGUACCCACAAAAAUCUCGCUUCAAUCUUCACUGAAUCCCUAACAGCAUGUUGCGGAGGUCGAUUUUGGAGAUAUCGUCCCGUCAAUCCUUGAGAAGAAAUCCUGCUAGGAUUGCAGCUCAGAUACCACCCUAUAUUUCUUGUAGGAAGCAAUACUCUGUUGCAUCUGAGCAAAAUGCACCCCAAGGGUCUGGUUCAACAGGCAAGCCACCUGAGUCAGGGAGUUCUUUGCCAAAGAUAAUCGUUGGAACUCUCACGCUUGGGGCUGUUCUCAUGACAGCUUAUCAUUUGAAUCAGCGAUCUAUAGAAGGGCGGCGUAGUAUUCUUGAGUCGCUUAAAGUUGGCACUAAAGAUCCUGUGGAAUUGUCAAAGAGUAAUAAAGAUUUGAAGGAAGACGGAGUUUUGAGGGACAAAAAUGUGAUGUCCAGUAUUCAAGAGUCAGGUGGAAGUCCAAAUAUGGAGCCUGCUGGAAAAGACAAUGUAACUCAUUCAGAUCUCCCUCACCCUGAUGAUUUGAGUAAACACAAAGAAAGCCAAUUUCAGGUAAAUGAUGAACCUCAAUCGACACCUAAAGAAGAUGUAGCACCUGUACAAGAGAAAGAGUUGCCUACAGUGACAUCUGAUGAUGAAUCUAAAACUCCCGGAGCAUCUCUUGAAUCGACGCUUGACAUGAAACCAGAAGUGAAAUCUACUAUAGAGCAGCAUGAGACAGUUGAAAACACACCCAUUCUUCCCCAGGGUAACACAGUAGUUGAAGAAAAUGAGAUGAAAUCAAUAUCAAUACGGCAACAAACUGCUAAAGACAUGCCAGAGGCGCAUGGUGAUGGUGUGGAACAACCAAAGUCCCUCCUAAAUGAAUAUAACUUAGGAGAUAAGGUUGAAGAAACCAUUUCUACUUUAUCUGAAAAACAUAAGGAUUUGGUUGAUGCAAUUGAAGAUUCCAAUGAUGCUUACUUAUCCAAGGAUGGAAAACUGGUUGUUGAUUUCCUACAAGCUAUUCAUGCAGCUGAGAAAAGGCAAGCAGAGUUGGAUGCUCAUAUUUUCGCGGAAGAAAAGAGAAAGAUGAAGGAGAAGUAUGAAAAGGAACUCAAGGAUGCUAGGGCAAGGGAGCUUAUGUAUGCUGAAGAGACAGCCAUUAUGGACAAGGAACUAAAUAGAGAAAGAGUGAGAGCUACUGCUGCUCUCAAGUCACUUAGAGAAGAACUAGAAGAUAAACUUAGGAUCGAGCUUGAGCAGAAGGAAACUGAAGCAGAAUCCAGGUUGAAGAAUGUCCAGGAGCUAUCAAAAGCAGAAUUGGCUGCAGCUAUCGCAAGUGAGAAGGCAUCCCUGAUUGAAAAGAUGGCAGAAGCAAAUCUUCAUAUAAAUGCUUUGUGCAUGGCAUUCUACGCACGUUCCGAAGAGGCUCGCCAGAGUCACUCUGUUCACAAGCUUGCUUUGGGAGCACUUGCAUUGGAAGAUGCAUUAUCUCAAGGGCUACCUAUUGAGAAAGAAAUACACGCUUUGCACACUUAUCUUGAAGGCGAUGCUAAAGAUCCUCUUUUGGAUUUGGUUCUGUCAUCAAUUCCUAAAGAAACACAGAGCAAGGGCACGGAUACUAUAUUGCAAUUGAAGCAUAAGUUUGAUACCUUAAAAGGGACGCUGCGGCACUUCAGCCUGAUACCGCCUGGCGGCGGCGGCAUUCUGACCCAUUCUUUGGCUCAUGUUGCGUCCUCAUUGAAGGUUAACGAGGCUGACCAAUCUGGUGAUGGGAUCGAAUCUCUUAUAAACAGAGUGGAGAGCCUCCUAGCAGAAGGAAAGCUAUCCGAAGCAGCAGAUUCUCUUGAGAAUGGUGUCAAGGGCACACAAGCGGCAGAAGUUAUUAAUGAUUGGCUGAGGCAAGUGAGAAACAGGGCCAUCACUGAGCAAGCUUUAACCUUCGUACGGGCCUACGCUACUGCCAUCAGCCUUACUUAACACUCCUCUAACUUUUUAUAAGCCAAGUUGGACCGUCUCUUUCCUGGCUGAUGACAUGAAAUCCAUUUGAUUGAUGCAGUGGCGGUUUAGUAUACAGAUGAGGUAGUGUAUUCCGGAAUUAUGUCAAUGAACAUCAUAGAAACCUGGAUCGAGCCUUUUUGAACGAGUUUAUACCUUUAUAGAUUUUGUUAGCAAUUGCAGCACCUUUUUUCCUCCC